Molecule: messenger RNA, 681 nt
Organism: Closterium sp. Naga37s-1
Lineage: Eukaryota; Viridiplantae; Streptophyta; Zygnematophyceae; Desmidiales; Closteriaceae
Source: the annotation of a GenBank genome assembly
AUGGCCCAAUCGCUAGUCUUACGGCACGCCAUCUCAGCCGUCCUCGCGUCCUCGCCCUCCACUUCGCAAAGACAACGCCCCGCCGCUAACCGUGCUCGUACGGGUCUGAGCGCGUCGAUAGGCGACUUCAGCGCGGCGCCCAUCCCCGAGUCGCAGGUGGUGCCACGGCUGUGCCACUUGGAGGACUUUCACGAGUCGUCGACGGGCGAGGCCGCCGUGCGGCCCGUGGCGCUGGCGGUGCGCGUGAUGGAGGACGGGCACGGCAAGCAGCUGGCGGACCUGCUCAUGGCCACCGUCGAAGCGUCCGCGCAGGUCGAGGACCUCGAGACCGUCGCCGGCCGGGCCGCCAUGCGCACUGCUUCCUCCGCGGUCGCCUCCCCUCCCCCCUUCCCCUCCCCGCCACAGGUGGCGCUGGCGCUCGCGCUGCUGGUAGAGUUUGCGACGGGCAACGGCAUCUUCAGCGCCGUCGACCGCAGCGCGCUGCUCCCCGCGCUCUCGCUGGGCGUCGGCGCAGCCGCGGUGUCGGCGGGGUACGCCGUGGCGUGGCGGUCGAAGCGACACGUGUCGGACAUCCUGGCGCGCGGGUGCUUGCACUGGCUGGACUCCGCCGUCGACCACCUCAUCGACGGCGUCUUCGACGCGCGCCCCACCGCGCACCAAGCGCCGCCGCGACGGGACUAG